Molecule: messenger RNA, 512 nt
Organism: Anopheles cruzii
Lineage: Eukaryota; Metazoa; Arthropoda; Insecta; Diptera; Culicidae
Product: cuticle protein CP14.6-like
Exons: 3
Coding region: 27-401 (124 amino acids)
Cellular component (GO): chitin-based extracellular matrix
Molecular function (GO): structural constituent of chitin-based larval cuticle
Source: RefSeq, a predicted model, not a curated record
GUGCAAGUGCAUCUGCCAGCUCCGAAAUGAACGCCCUUUUCGCACUGCUACUAGUUGUUGUGGUGGCCACCAGUGCCGCGCCGGCUCCCGCCGACAGCGAUGCCCAGGCCGCGAUCGUCAGUCAAACGUCGGACGUGCAGCCAGACGGCAGCUUCAACUAUGCGUACGAAUCGGCGAACGGAAUCAAGGUUGAAGACCAGGGAACCAUCAAGUCGAUCAAGGUACCGAAGCUGGACGAAACUGGGCGCCAGAUCGGCGAUGAAGAAGUGCUGGUGUCCGUGCAAACCGGCUCGUACCAGUACACGGCCCCGGACGGACAGCUCUACACGCUUAGAUACGUUGCCGACGAGAACGGUUUCCGGCCGCAGGGAGAUCACCUUCCGGUGGCACAGAAUGCGUAACACACCCGACUCGUCACAGGACCCCCCACCCCAUCCUUCGUCUAGUCUCCAGGGCGAUGAUGCGUUCCCUACCUACAGGAUACUCCGAUCGCCCCCAUGUACAUGAUGUGA